UUCGCCCCGGCGCUGUCACUGAUCACAGGAGGGUCGUAACGUUAUCAUCAUAAACAUCAUCAUCGUGAUUCGCUGCUAACACUCAACGACUGGAAACACAGAAACCGGAGAGAAUCUGUGAUCGAUCGGGUGAUGGAGAUUCGGAUCAGCGUUCGGCUCGGAUUCAUCUGCUCGUUUCUUCUGCUUCACUGUGUCCACGGAACCCGUGCCGGCGUCUGCAGUCAGGAUCAGUUCAGCUGUACAAACGGGAAAUGCAUCACGAACCGCUGGGUUUGUGACGAGACGGACGACUGCGGCGACGGGAGCGACGAGCUUCCAGAGUCCUGCAGCCAGAAGACGUGUUUGUCGGGUCAGUUCAGCUGCGGAGGGCGUCUCAAUCAGUGUGUGUCCGGCCGGUGGCACUGCGACGGGAAGACCGACUGCGAGAACGGCGCAGACGAGGAGGGCUGCGUGCAGAGGACCUGCGCAGGCGAGGAGUUCCGCUGCGGCAGCGGUCAGUGUGUGUCUCUGUCUUUCGUCUGCGACUCUGACCGCGACUGCGACGACGGCAGCGACGAGGCGUUCUGUCCCACGCCCACCUGCGGCCCCGGGGCCUUCCAGUGCAAUAACUCUGUGUGCGUGCCGCGGCUCUGGGCCUGCGACGGCGACGCUGACUGCAAAGACGGCUCUGACGAGUGGCCACAGAACUGCCCAGACGGCACGGCUCAUCAGUCGCCGCCGGUCUGCCGCGAUCACGAGUUCCUGUGUGCCAGCGGGGAGUGUGUCUAUAGCAACUGGAAAUGUGACGGAGCCGAAGACUGCUCAGACGGCUCAGACGAGCACAACUGCACUGCUCUCACCUGUCGUGUGGAAGAGUUCCCGUGUAAAGACGGCAGCUGCAUCCCGGGAAUACGUCGGUGUGAUGGGAAUCCUGACUGUCCGGAUCACAGCGAUGAGACAGAGUGUGCCGCCGAUACUAACGAGUGCCUCACUAAUAAUGGCGGCUGCUCUCACACGUGCAGCGACCUGAAGAUGGGAUACGUGUGUAUGUGUCCGGCAGGUUUUCACCUGAUCAACCGCACACACUGUGAAGACGUGGACGAAUGUGAAGACGCAGACAGAUGCACUCAGAUCUGUAUAAACCUGCCGGGCAGCUUCAGGUGUGACUGUGAAGACGGGUUCGAGUUGGAUCACAUGACCAAAGACUGCAAAGCGGUAACAGGGUCCGGUGGGUUCCUGCUCUUCAGCACACGGCACGAGGUCAGGAAGAUGGCGCUGGGCAGCCGGACAUACACGGCUCUGAUCCAGCAGCAGAAGAACGUGGCGGCGCUGGACGUGGACGUUCACGGAGACAUGAUCUUCUGGACUGACGUGAGCCUGAAGAAGAUCUACAGCGCCACGGCCGCUGACCCCGCCCACCACAGCACGGUGAUUGACAGCCAGAUCUCCCGCCCCGAGGGUCUGGCGGUGGACUGGGUCCACGGGAACAUCUACUGGACGGACAGCGAGCUGCAGACGAUCUCGGUGGCGACGACUGACGGCAGCAAACGCAAGACGCUGAUCAGCGAGGGCCUGAAGCAUCCACGAGCGAUCACUGUCGACCCGCAACACAACGUCAUGUUCUGGACGGACUGGGGCGAGCCGGCGCGGAUCGAGAAAAGUGGCCUGAACGGCGCUGACCGGACGCCUCUGGUGACCGACCACAUCCUCUGGCCCACUGGCAUCACGCUCGAUGUGAUGAACGGCCGGCUCUACUGGGUCGACUCCAAGCUACACGCACUGUCCAGCAUCGGUGUGAACGGAGACGGACGACACACACUGAUCCAGGACCAGCACACACUGCCUCAUCCGCUGGCGCUCGCCGUCUUCCAGGAGAAAGUCUACUGGACUGACAAGAACAACAAUGGCAUCUGGAGCGCUAGCCGUGUGACGGGGCGAGACGUGUUAGCCGUGGCCGAGCAUCUGCAGUCGCCAGAAGACCUUGUGGUCUAUCACAGCCUGAGACAGCCGCCCGGACAGGACUCGUGCAGGGAUGUGGCGGAGCUCAACGGUGGCUGUGAGUUCCUGUGUCUGCCGGCUCCACAGAUCAACACACACUCGCCCAAAUACACCUGUGCUUGUCCGGAUCACAUGACCCUGGCGGCUGACAUGAGGACGUGUGUGUCCGGUGUGAAUGCUACAGCGCCGCCGCAGGUGACCCGCAGAACUGCAGCCGGACGCUCCGGACCGAGCCCUGACCAUCAGCAGCCGGACGGCACACAGACGGGCUCUCGCAGCGGAAAUAAAGCAGAGCAAGAGCCACUUUCCAGCCCUUCCCAGCAUCCCACAGUCCUGUACAUCACACUUCCCAUCGUCGCCGUGUGUCUGCUGGCGGUCAGCAGUGUGUUGCUAUGGAGACACUGGAGGAUGAAGAACACCAACACCAUGCACUUCACCAACCCGGUGUACCAGAAGAAAACAGACGACACCGUCCACAUCUUCAGGAGCCCCAGCCUGGACGGAUACUCUCAUCCUUCGUGUCAGAUGAUCAGUAUGGAAGAAGACGCAGCCUGACGCUCCAGAAGCUCCUCCAGAAGCUCAAGGUCACUUUAAUGCUGCUCUGAAACUUUUAACAGUCAGCUGAAGGAAACUUACCUCUCCAUGUGUGAAAGACCAGGAUCAACCCUGAAUUUUAUAAUGCCUGCAUGAUAUAAGGAAUGAAGACACCCCCCCCCCACACACACACACACACACUCCUGUCUAAUGGACGUCAUCACAGGCAAAGAGCAGAAGAUCUCACAGAGACUCUUCAGGAACACUCCGCUGUUUUCAUUUGUCAUAAGAAUCUCUUAUUGAAGGUGUUACCACUUUAUAAUAUUUAAUGAUCCUUGUAAAUAUUUGUGAUUUAUGGAGGGCAGACAGGUGUCUCUCUCUUCUUGCACUAUAUAUGUUGACUGUCACAGACUUUAUUUAUGUUUCUCCAUCACAAACAGACUUGAACAACCUCUUGACUUUGUUUUGAUGAAGUGCUCGUAAGUUUGAGAAAAAAAGUUCUGGGCCUUAAACCUGAUGGUGCCUGAACAUUAUGUUUCAUAAUGUUUGAAUGCCUUUGAUGCCUUCGGGGCGCGAGCGAAUCAGUGCUCAGGGAGAUUCAGGUGACCUCUGACCUCAUCUGUCUGUUUAUUAGCAGGCUCGUGCGGUAUGUUAUCUGAAGGAUCGACGCUCCUCAAACAUCUAAUACUGGCCUUUAUCACACCGUCUUAAACCGAAGACUUUGUACGAAGAACACUCUUAUUUAUUGUGUAUAUGUGUGCUUUUGCUUUUCUCUUUUAAAUGAAUUGUUUAUCAGAUGUGAUAUUGAAAUGUCCACCAGAAAUCGAUGUGCACUACCGAGGGAACGGACCUGCGCGUCAUUCGACGACAUUCAGGGACUUUUAUAACGUUUUAUGAAGGAUGAAACAUGAACGUGAAGGAAAAGCAGUAGCUCUGAGCUCAGUUUUAUUCUUGUGAAGAUCAGAAGAACCCGUCUCUUGAUCUCAGGACUGAUAGUCCGUGAUCUGAAUGUUCUACAGGUUUAGAGAAACAAAUCACACCCAAAGAAACAACUGUUUUUGACAUUGUUUAUCAAUAAAUGCACAUUUGAAACCUGAAA
This is a messenger RNA of Puntigrus tetrazona (Sumatra barb), 3610 nucleotides long. It is a transcript of the gene ldlrb, whose product is annotated as low density lipoprotein receptor b. The transcript is spliced from 17 exons. The coding region runs from base 133 to 2532 and encodes 799 amino acids. Gene Ontology annotation, molecular function: calcium ion binding; protein binding. Lineage: Eukaryota; Metazoa; Chordata; Actinopteri; Cypriniformes; Cyprinidae. The record is from RefSeq and is a predicted model, not a curated record.